Porites evermanni is the source of this 1089-nucleotide messenger RNA. The record is from the annotation of a GenBank genome assembly. Lineage: Eukaryota; Metazoa; Cnidaria; Anthozoa; Scleractinia; Poritidae.
AUGCGUGAGAUAUCGGAUACAACGUCAAAUACACUUAACAAAAGCGUUGGUGCGAACAAUGGAUCAAACAAUAGUGAAGUUGACCCAGACUUACGAUUUCUUACCUUGCCACUGGUUCUAGUGUUCGCCUUCAUCGGCAUACUAAUCGCUGCCGUGAAUUCUCUUGUAAUCUUCUUGAUGUACAAAAAGAAAACACUGAGAACCCCCACUAACGUUUUCCUAACGUCAUUGGCAGUCUCCGAUCUGAUUUCAGGUGUAGUAGGAAUUCCUCUUUUCUUUGUGUGCUCAACGGUGGAAAGGGGAUUUUAUUCAUGUGUGACUUCUGCGAUUUUUAUUCGCUUUACAGCCAUUUCGUCAGUAUGCCACGUCCUCCUCAUCGCUUAUGAUCGUUAUAUCCAUAUAGUUCAUCCCUUGCAGCACACUUAUGUCAUCACCAAACGUAGAGCGAUUGGUGCCAUUGUCUUCGCGUGGCUGUUUUCUUUCGCUGCGUCCGUUAUUCAGUUGUCUUGGUAUGGGCUUAACGAAAGCGACUUGAGAGACUACGACGCGACAACCGAAAACAUCGAUUUGCAGUACAGUAGGGCCUGUCUUGUACUGUUCUUUGGUAUCCCUCUGUUUUUGAUGUGUUUUAUUUAUGGACGCAUAUUUUACAUUUCAUUUACACACAUGGAAAACGAUCGUCGCCUUACCAAUGCCCUGCAACAACCGCGUUGUCUACGUCGUCGCGAAUGGAGGGGAAGUAGUGUUCUGUUGAUGAUGGUGGUGAUAUUUACUGGCUGUUGGUUGCCAUUUUUCUUGCAAAUGUUAAAUGAUCACAAAGAAUCGUCACUGCUUUCACCAAUGCCUCUCUGGGCGAGGCGUUUGCUGGUAAUUCUUCGCUUCAUACCGCCUUUUUCAAAUCCGCUUCUCUGUACAUUAUCCAAGCAUGAUUUCCGUUCUGUGUUUAAGACAGCGGUCUUUCAAAAAAUUUUGAUGGGAUUGUCUAUGGAGGUAGCAGAGCAAAUAACUCUAAACACGCGUGCCUCUCAGUCCAUGCAUAUUGAGACUACCAGAUUCCGCAGUGUUUCCAGUGCAAUGAAUUCCCAUUGA